Molecule: messenger RNA, 1599 nt
Organism: Daucus carota subsp. sativus
Lineage: Eukaryota; Viridiplantae; Streptophyta; Magnoliopsida; Apiales; Apiaceae
Product: elongation factor Tu, mitochondrial
Exons: 12
Coding region: 1-1311 (436 amino acids)
Biological process (GO): mitochondrial translational elongation
Cellular component (GO): mitochondrion
Molecular function (GO): translation elongation factor activity; GTPase activity; GTP binding
Source: RefSeq, a predicted model, not a curated record
AUGGCAUCAUUUCUGAUCAGAAGCCGUCACUCCAGCCAAAUGCUAUCGAUUAUCGCCAGCUCGACUCGAUGUUUCAUCUCUGAUUAUUCUCCUCUGCAUGGCAAUGCGGCAACUUCAGUGAUCUUAACGCGAUCUGUGGCCACCUUCGCACGAACGAAGCCUCAUGUGAAUGUCGGUACCAUAGGCCACGUUGAUCACGGGAAAACUACCCUUACUGCUGCUAUAACAAAGGUUCUGUCUGAAGAAGGGAAAGCUAAGGCUAUUGCAUUUGAUGAAAUUGACAAGGCUCCUGAAGAGAGGAAGAGGGGAAUAACUAUUGCUACUGCCCAUGUGGAGUAUGAAACAGAAAGGCGACAUUAUGCACAUGUCGAUUGCCCUGGACAUGCGGAUUAUGUCAAAAACAUGAUUACUGGAGCAGCACAAAUGGAUGGAGGUAUCUUGGUUGUAUCCGCUCCAGAUGGGCCAAUGCCUCAAACGAAGGAACAUAUUCUACUUGCUCGGCAGGUUGGUGUGCCUUCUCUGGUGUGCUUUCUCAAUAAGGUUGAUGCUGUUGAUGAUCCUGAGCUACUUGAGCUUGUUGAGCUGGAGCUUCGUGAUUUGUUAACAUUCUACAAAUUUCCUGGAGAUGAAAUUCCCAUUGUUCGUGGUUCGGCUCUGUCUGCUUUACAAGGAACAAAUGAAGACCUUGGGAGAAAGGCAAUUCUAAAACUGAUGGAAGCCGUGGACCAGUACAUAACUGACCCUGUUCGUCAGCUUGACAAGCCUUUCCUAAUGCCAAUCGAAGAUGUCUUUUCAAUUCAGGGACGUGGAACUGUUGUCACUGGGCGUAUUGAGCAGGGCACCGUCAAAGUUGGGGAGGAGGUUGAGAUUUUAGGACUGAAACAGACUACAGUUACUGGUGUUGAGAUGUUCAAGAAAAUCUUGGAUAAUGGACAGGCCGGUGACAAUGUAGGUCUCCUCCUGAGAGGUUUAAAACGUGACGAUGUACAGCGUGGACAGGUAGUCUCAAAACCUGGCACCUUGAAAACAUCUAAGCGCUUUGAAGCGGAGAUAUACGUCCUUACAAAAGAUGAAGGUGGUCGCCAUACGUCAUUUUUCUCAAAUUACAUGCCUCAGUUCUAUAUGAGGACAGCAGAUGUUACUGGGAAAGUAGAAUUGCCUGAAAACGUUAAGAUGGUAAUGCCCGGUGAUAAUGUGACCGCCACUUUUGAGUUGAUGUCACCAGUACCCCUUGAAAGAGGACAAAGAUUUGCUUUGAGAGAAGGAGGCAGAACUGUUGGCGCUGGGGUGGUUACGAAAGUAAUAAAAUAGAUGCUGGGCAUUGUCCCCGAUUAGAGCCAGUGUUUCUAUUGCUGCGAUAACAUGGAGCAUUUCCAGGUGCUUCUUUCAGGGAACUUUUUCAUGCGCUACUAGGACUGUACAAGUAAAUAUAUGUUCCUUUACUUUUUUCAGAAGAAGGCUUAAGAAGUUUAAUUUUUUUAAUGCAAAUUCAUUUCUUCCUUUCAGAAAUAGUUUGUCUGUCUAUGCUGAUAGGCAACAAAUAGCACCUGGGUUAAUUUCCUCUGUUUUCUGUACGAGAAUGUUGAAAUUUUCUUAUGU